This is a messenger RNA of Syngnathus acus (greater pipefish), 1425 nucleotides long. RefSeq names its product regulator of G protein signaling 18 (gene rgs18). The record is from RefSeq and is a predicted model, not a curated record. The transcript is spliced from 5 exons. The coding region runs from base 132 to 818 and encodes 228 amino acids. NCBI's taxonomy places the organism in Eukaryota, Metazoa, Chordata, Actinopteri, Syngnathiformes, Syngnathidae.
GACGAGAGCCAUGUAAGUGUUGACAGGAAGUCUCGGGCCGAGAAAUGAAAUGCAAACGUGGUUUACAGAGCGACGGCGAUGGGUUCGACUAUUGUCUCGGAGCUAUUUGUGGCAGAUGAAGAUAGAACAGCAUGGAAACGCUUGUUUUCUUAUUUCCUCAAUUUAACUUGAUGGCCAAGAAGGAGGAAGCGUAUUUCAAAGGGCCACAACACGGGCGAGAAUCAACAAUGAAGGCUGACAGCAGCAGACAGCAAGACAAAGAGAAGAAAAGUCUCACCAGAUUUGGCUCUCAAGAAAAUGUCAAUUGCCAGAGAAAGACGACGUCCAGCAACAUCGCAGCAGCGACGGCGCUGCGAUGGAGUGACUCGUUUGAAGAGCUGAUGGAGAACGCAGAUGGCGUGGAAACUUUCUUUCAGUUCCUCCGCACAGAGUUCAGCGAGGAAAAUUUAGAGUUCUGGCAGGCGUGUGAAGAAUUCAAGACUUAUGACUCUGAGAAGAAGCUUCUGUCCAAGGCCAAGAAUAUUUAUGCUGUUUUUAUCGGGUCGGAUGCGCCCAAAGAGGUCAAUAUUGACUACGGCACCAAGAUGGCCAUCCAGACCAAUAUAGCACGUCCCACAAGGAGCUGUUUCGAUGCGGCCCAAAUGAAAGUCUACAGCCUGAUGAAAAAAGACUCCUAUCCCAGAUUCCUGCACUCCGACCUUUAUUUGCGCCUGGCCAGGCGGAGAGGGCCAGGAGCCUUGAUGUCUCGCAGAAGGUCACGCUCCUGCGUGUUCGACGAGCGAGGCGGCGGCGGCUCGGACGAGCCCUCGCCCCGGUAGCUGUAACAUUUCAGACGCGCUCGCUCGCUCGCUCGUAAAAACGACGGUGAUAAUCGGUGGCGAGCUGUGGAAUUUUAAUUGUGUAAUUUGUGUCGGAGAUUGUAUGUAUGUGUGCGCGAAAUGAAUCAUUUUCUUUUACAAUCGCACUGGAUUAUUCGAGCUAUCUCGGAGCCUGGCGACAAGCCCCGGAGACACACAAAUAGGAGAGAUUUGGAGGAAUCUGCCAUUUUAAUUAGGUCCUAAGACUAUGCAUUUGUGUAUUCAUGUGGCUCCAGCCCUUCCCUCAUCUACUCAGCAAAUUAAUCCCCACCAAGAACAUCGCUGGAUGAUAGUUCACCUCCUGAAUGCAAGUGGGAUCAUUUGUGCUCAUUUUGGGAAGCCGGCUGCUGUGCAGAACCCAAACAUUUCCACGAGUGCCAGGAUAUGUACACUUAAUUAGCUCAAGCAAUUAUCUGCUUGAUUGAAGACAAAUACGAGCACUCGAGUCCAUUCGUCAAUAACUUCUAAAGUUGGGGUGUCAAACUCCUUUUUUGGCGGGCCGCUUCUUUCGGACGGCCAUUCUGACUGUCAACCCAAAUAAAUGUAUGAGCACCUCAUAUUAUAUACA